ACACGGACAACACACAACAAGGCACCACAGCAAAUGUGAUGACCUGUAAAUAAACAACUUGUUGAAAUUAUUGACAAUAACCGUCUACUAUUUUACGUCAAGACAAGACGUAAUUGGUGUUUACGACUCUAAUGGCAUCCAGAACUUUAUAACAAGGCACCACCGACACGAACGCUACUUUUAAUGUCCGGAUUUUUCCUAUAAAAUACCACAGUGAACCUCGUCUACUGUUACGCUGGCGACCAUGUUGUCUUUCUUGGGUUUACGUAAAGAUUCAAAGAAGCAACCAGAAAGGGAAUCUGAUGGCGGAUUUGUUAUCAUUGGAGAAACCGUCGAAGAGCAGCGUCAGAAGAUGCAAUCCAUGAACAUUGCGCAACCUUCGACAAAUGUCAUUGUCCAGCCAUCAAAGUCACGUCCACCUGAAGUGCAACCAAGAGAAAACCAUUUCUCCGUAUCAAGCACGUCCCUACCGGCGGCGGCGGUGGUGUCGUCAGUCGUAGAGGCUGCGUCACCUGUACCAGAUCUCCUCGGGGACGUCCCCUUUACGUUGUCUCCUCAUGUGCAAGCAAUGCAGGCGGGGUUGUCUUAUAUUCCAGAUGUACUGCUGUCCAAAGACAUGAACUCCAACCUGGCCUAUUUCCAGUAUGACUUCAGUUUAGAGAAAGCUGUCCUUCAUAAUGCAUAAGCGUCAUUUAUGCAAAUUUUGUUUUCCUGAGAAAUCAUUAUUUAGAUUAGUCUUUCUUGCAUUGUUACAGCUUUUCUUUGGAGUGCAGUGAAAUAUAAUCUUCACACAACAAUUGUCAAAUAAUACAUUUUAUAUUCGAUCUUUCUGAUGAAUCACUGUCAUAUUAACCCAAUGUGCCUUAUAUAUUUUGUUUGUUAUUGUUAUUGGGAGACAAAGUCAAAGUCAAAAGCACAAAAUAUUUAUCAUAAACUUUAUGUCCACUGAUUUAUGAUGUUUACAUGUGUCAAUAUUUACGUACUAUAAUCUGUUUAAUAAUACGGUAAUAUGUACAGGAAACAUUUCAUACAUAAAAAUAUUGUACAUUAAAGAUGGUAAAAGCAAACCAA
This is a messenger RNA of Doryrhamphus excisus (bluestripe pipefish), 1071 nucleotides long. It is a transcript of the gene umad1, whose product is annotated as UBAP1-MVB12-associated (UMA) domain containing 1. The record is from RefSeq and is a predicted model, not a curated record. NCBI's taxonomy places the organism in Eukaryota, Metazoa, Chordata, Actinopteri, Syngnathiformes, Syngnathidae.